UCCUCUAUAUCUGUGAUGUGGAAUGAACCAGAGGGGAACAGCUCUUCCUACAGAGUACAGUGGAGUGAUGGAAAUGUCACUAAAAGUGAAAACGUGACUGAAACACAAAUAAACAUUUCUAACCUGACUGCUGGUGUCCAGUAUGAUAUAAAUGUCACUGCAGUGGCAGGUGAUGGCAGUACUGAAGGACAGAGUACCACUGUUUCUCAGUACACCAAGCCUGAAGUAGUCAGGAAUAUCUCUGUCACUGAAAUCACAACAUCCUCCAUAUCUGUGAUGUGGAAUGAACCAGAGGGGAACAGCUCUUCCUACAGAGUACAGUGGAGUGAUGGAAAUGUCACUAAAAGUGAAAACGUGACUGAAACACAAAUAACCAUUUCUAACCUGACUGCUGGUGUCCAGUAUGAUAUAAAUGUCACUGCAGUGGCAGGUGAUGGCAGUACUGAAGGACAGAGUACCACUGUUUCUCCGUACACAAAACCUGGUAACAUUUGGGGACCUACUUACACAAGAAACACCUCCUCCAUCUCUCUGAACUGGACCCAACCUCCUGGUGAGGUGCUCCUGUACAGGGUGGAGUGGGAUCAUGGUGGAGCAAAGACGAUCAGAGACACCAACAACCUCUUUGCUGUGCUAUCAGACCUGAUCCCUGGCACUAGCUACAACAUCUUAAUUAUUGCUGUUGCUGGAGACAAUAAGACAACAGGAGAUCCUCACCAGCUCACCAUAGUCACAAAGCCUGAAGUAGUCAGGAAUAUCUCUGUCACUGAAAUCACAACAUCCUCCAUAUCUGUGAUGUGGAAUGAACCAGAGGGGAACAGCUCUUCCUACAGAGUACAGUGGAGUGAUGGAAAUGUCACUAAAAGUGAAAACGUGACUGAAACACAAAUAACCAUUUCUAACCUGACUGCUGGUGUCCAGUAUGAUAUAAAUGUCACUGCAGUGGCAGGUGAUGGAAGUACUGAAGGACAGAGUACCACUGUUUCUCAGUACACCA
Messenger RNA from Notothenia coriiceps (black rockcod), 997 nucleotides. Its product is annotated as receptor-type tyrosine-protein phosphatase eta-like. Lineage: Eukaryota; Metazoa; Chordata; Actinopteri; Perciformes; Nototheniidae. The record is from RefSeq and is a predicted model, not a curated record. The transcript has 4 exons. The annotation marks the transcript as partial. Gene Ontology annotation, molecular function: protein binding.